AUGUCUGAAGAAAAAGAAACGGUAGACGUAAAACAACAGUACGUAGAUUCUGAUGGGGUCAACGAUUUGAUGGCACUCAAAUCAAACCCGGAUGUGGCUCUUAAAUUAUUAGAAGAAAACGAUGAGAUAGAAUAUACACCGGAAGAAGAAAAGAAGCUUUUACGUAAAAUAGAUAGACACAUGAUAUUCUUCAUGUUCUUUACUUAUUUCUGGCAAUUUAUGGAUAAGAAUACAUUGUCCAAUUCCGCCGUGUUUGGUCUUUCUGAAGAUCUCAAUUUACACGGUCAACAAUAUUCUUGGGCCGGUAGUUUAUUUUACUUUGGUUAUCUUGUGGGUCAACCCAUUGCAAGUAGAUGUUUCCAAUUAUUACCAAUCCCUAAAUAUGUUGCUAUUUGUUUUGUUUGCUGGUCAAUUAUAUUAGUUUGUACUACUGCCACUGAGAAUUUCGCUGGAUUGGCAUGUAUCAGGUUUUUCUUGGGAGUAGCUGAAGCAACAGUUUCUCCAGCUUGGGUUAUCUUAACUUCAAUUUGGUACAAGAAAGAUGAGCAACCACUUCGUGUCACUUCAUGGUUCAUCGGUAAUGCUGUUGGGGUUAUAUUUGGUGGAUUAAUUGCUUAUGGAUUGGGUCAUAUCCAUUCUUCUAUUGCUUCUUGGAAAUGGUUUUAUGUUAUUUAUGGUAUUAUUACUUUCUUUUGGGGUUGGGUUAUAUUCUUCUUCCUUGCUGAAUCUCCUGCGACCGCUAAAUUUUUAACUGAUAGGGAAAGACUUAUCGCAGUUCAAAGACUUAGAGAUAAUAGAACAGGUAUCAAAAAUACUACUUUCAAAAUAGAACAAGCAAAAGAAGCUUUGUUGGAUCCUCAAGUAUGGCUCAUUGUACUUCUUGAAUUUGCUGGUUGUUUACCAGCAGGUGGAAUCCAAAAUUUCGGUAAUAUUAUCAUCAAAUCUUUCGGCUUUUCCGCUUUCGAUACUGUCUUGAUAAAUAUGCCUUCAGGUGUAGUCCAAGGUUUAACUUUGACCAUUGCUGGGGUUAUUAUUAGUAAAGUACCUAAUUUUUGUUGUGAUAUGCAAUCAAUCGCUAUGAUCCCGUGUAUUAUUGGUACCACAUUGGUGAAAAAAUUACCCAACUCCCCCAAUUCUACUAGGGCAGGUAAGAUGGUGGCUUUCUGGAUUCAAUAUAGUAACACUGUUGCUAAUGUUGGUAUUUUCACCUUAAUGACCAGGAAUAUUUCUGGAUUUACCAAGAAGACUGUUGCCAGUUCUAUGAUUUUCAUAGCUUAUUGUGUGGCUAUGAUUGCAGCUCCACAAUUUUUCAAAGAAGAUCAAGCUCCAGGCUAUGAAGAAGGUUUCAAUAUGAUGAUCUCCGGUUGGGUAGUAUCAUUAGUCCUUCCUCAAAUCUUGAAAUACUACUAUAAAUACGAAAAUAAGAGAAGAGAUAAGAGAGAAGAAGUUAGCGUAUUGAAUGAAGAAUUCUUUGAUUUGACAGACAAGGCUCAACAUGGGUUUAGGUAUACUUUGUAG
Molecule: messenger RNA, 1518 nt
Organism: Yamadazyma jaroonii
Lineage: Eukaryota; Fungi; Ascomycota; Pichiomycetes; Serinales; Debaryomycetaceae
Source: the annotation of a GenBank genome assembly